CGCAAACAUCAGUGUGACAUGUAACCUACAAAAUUACAAGCCUUUAAUGAAAAGUUAAACCUUUAAAAAACAUGGAAAGAGCUAAGUCAACUAAGGAACAUAAAAUUUGCGCAAAAAUGCUGCUUGCACACAUAACUAAUUGUGAAGAAAAUUAGCAUGAAACCAUAUCGCAGAUCAAAUAAAGUGUUCAUGGUUGAACAGCUACGGUCGGCGACGAGGCUGGGACGCAUGCGCGUGCUGGCUCGGGAGUUCGCGGGCGACGUACGCUCCCUCUGGCGGUACGGCGCGCCCUUCCCGACCUUCCUCAAACUCAUCGGCACGCUCAUACUCUGCCUCCUCGUCGUGCUGCCUCUCGUAUACCCCGUGUUCGUCGUCGCAAUCACUUACUUCACUUACGAAAGUCUUUUCUUGAGCUGGUGGCUGGACGAGCCAGGGCGGUUCAUGCCGACCGCGAUAGCUCGCAGGGCGAUCUCCGCCGCAUUCCGUCCUGCCAGCACUCCUGACGUGUGGAAGGUCCGAGAGGUGCUCACUCGCGGCAUCCUCCUCACGCACUCGCUGGCCACCUCCGUCGAUUACCUCUGCGUCAUGCAAGGACUCCUCGAUGAAGCCUAGAAAUGCCAACAACUACCUAUCAAACAUUAUAACCAAAUAGGUAGAUAAAUUAACAAGGUUCAUUGACUUUUCCUUUCAAUUGAAUAAGUAACUGAUAUCAUUAUUUAGUAUUAAACUACAUUCACGCCUAAUGU
Molecule: messenger RNA, 746 nt
Organism: Helicoverpa armigera (cotton bollworm)
Lineage: Eukaryota; Metazoa; Arthropoda; Insecta; Lepidoptera; Noctuidae
Exons: 3
Coding region: 157-612 (151 amino acids)
Source: RefSeq, a predicted model, not a curated record